UGGUGGGGGUGGUACGAUAUGUUUAUGCGAAAGCCAGCGGCUCGUCAGGCGGGCGUGUGGGACAGGGGCGAUUGACCGGCCGGGUUCAGUCCGUGGCGAGCGAUGUUAGCUUGUUCCUGGCUUUCUCCGCACAAUCGACAGCAUCGUCCUUGACGGUCCCAAGUCCAGGAUAGCUUCACUGCGCUGAUCUUUCGUUCCGGAUGGACGCCGCUAUCACACCACCGCUGCGCCUGCAGGUCGUUCGCGCCGACGGUAUUUCCUCGUCGUCCACUCGGGCUCGGCUGCAGGACUUUUUGGUCCAUUACGAUGACCGGCGAAGGCUCGCGUCGCACGGGGGCGACUCGACCAUCGCAGCGCAGCUGCAAAAACUGACCGAGGCACUGCGAGAGGAGCGCGACAUUCGUAAGAAGUUUACAGAGAAAUAGGUGCAUUCGUACGUUUCAGAAAUGCCAAUUACCGUUGUGUCGCGCGCUGACAGAGACAACGCCCAGUUCUUGCUUGACAGUCCGCGGAGUGCCCCGCAUGCGGCGCCGACAUCAGGCUAGCUAGGGCCGUACUGUACCCUCGCAGAUCCGCUCAGGUUGGAUUAUCGUACGACUUCGGCUUGGACCGGGUCGCAUAACGGACAGACAACG
Messenger RNA from Rhodofomes roseus, 635 nucleotides. RefSeq lists its product as uncharacterized. The coding region runs from base 201 to 425 and encodes 74 amino acids. The record is from RefSeq and is a predicted model, not a curated record. The transcript has 2 exons. NCBI's taxonomy places the organism in Eukaryota, Fungi, Basidiomycota, Agaricomycetes, Polyporales, Fomitopsidaceae.